Messenger RNA from Anarrhichthys ocellatus (wolf-eel), 6853 nucleotides. It is a transcript of the gene ly75, whose product is annotated as lymphocyte antigen 75. The record is from RefSeq and is a predicted model, not a curated record. The transcript is spliced from 35 exons. NCBI's taxonomy places the organism in Eukaryota, Metazoa, Chordata, Actinopteri, Perciformes, Anarhichadidae. Bases 214 to 5442 code for a protein of 1742 amino acids.
CCCUUGUGGCGCGCGCUAGCUUGAUGGCGUCGUCGGAGCCGGACUCUGGGUAACGCAGCUGACAGUUGGUAGAACUGGGUUAGCGUCAGGUUAACCUAGUUAUCUGAUCACUUGGCGCUUGGAGUUGAGUCAUCGAUCGGCCUAUAUUCACAGUUCAACUCCCCGGAGAGGACUUAUUCUUUAUGAAUCCAACAAAAAGACUCUGCCGUCACCAUGCCGAACAUGUCCAAAGCGACACUUUGCCUUUGUUUGUUGACUGUGUUGGGGACAACUGUUUUCUUGGGAACUUGCUCACCAACUAACGUCGGAGGUUUCGACAAGGAUGCGUUCACCAUCCAACACUCGAGCACGGGGAUGUGUCUGGGUGUAGGGGUCUCGGCAAACCUGAGUCUCGCCCCCUGCGACCCAAACGGCAGGUCCCAGCUGUGGAAGUGGGGCUCAGGUCACCGGCUCUUCCACGUGGCCACGUCCCUCUGCUUGGCGCUGGACGUGCAGUCCAAGACGUUGUCCCUGGUCGACUGUGGCUCUAACAUCCUGCUGUGGUGGCGCUGCCUGGACGGGGCCGUUUUCACCGUUUACCAAAUGGGCCUGGUGGUCAUCGACGGCAAAGUUGCCACCAAACGGGACCCUAAUGACACGUGGGUAAGAGGAGCAUCCCAGGACAACAUCUGCCAGCGGCUGUACCGCGUCGUCCACACCACCGAUGGGAACUCUGCCGGCUCUCCCUGUGAGUUCCCCUUCAAACACAACGGCAGCUGGCAUCACGGGUGCCUCCCAGAUGUGAAUUUCCCCCGACUGUCCUGGUGUGCCACCACGUCGGACUACGACCAAGACCAGAAAAAAGGAUACUGUCUAACACCUGAGGAGGGUUGCCAGACUCUGUUUGCCGGGCCGGAGGGGGAUUCCUGCUAUGAGUUUGUCUCCAGUGCCGCGGUGACCUGGCAGGAAGCUCUGGAUUCAUGUCGCAGUCAGGGAGCUGACCUGCUGAGUGUGUCCGAGCUCGACGAUCUCUACUCCAAAACCUUGUUGGACGGCCUUGACAGAAUGCCUGAGAGGAUGUGGAUCGGCCUGCACCAGCUAGACACCUCUCACGGCUGGCAGUGGUCAGAUGGUUCCCCUCUAUCAACCCUGCGCUGGGAAACAGGAAUGCCAUCCACCUCCAUGAUUUUUGAGUCGGACUGUGGGGUCCUGAACUCCAAACAGAGCUAUGAGUCUGAGGCGUGCAACAAACGGCUGCCGUACAUCUGCAAGAAGAGUGUCAAUGCCUCUGGCGAGGCAGCAACAGAAUCUUUUGUCUAUAGCGAAACACUGUGCGCAGACGGUUGGGUCCCGUGGAAUGGCUGGUGCUACAAGUUGGUGAAGGACACGCCUCAAAACUUUACAGAUGCCCUGAUGCACUGUAACCUCACGGAGGGAGGCUCUCUGGCCAGCCUCCACUCCAUUGACAGCAAGGAGAUGAUCAGCACUAAUUUCCAUGCAGACGGCAAGUUUUUGGACGUCUGGAUCGGUCUGAUCGGUGACGGCAUGAACCCCACUGUCUUCAAGUGGAUGGACAAGGCACCCGUCACCUUCACCUACUGGGACCAAAACCAGCCAGUCCAGCCCGCUUUACAUACCAGCUGUGUCUUCUACGCUGGAGAGCAACAAGGUUGGCGGGUCGGCGACUGCACACAGAGGCUACCUUUCAUGUGUCAGAAGAAAGGGGAAGUCAAUGAAUCUGCAGCACAGCCCGGAUGCCGCUUUGAGGAUGGUUGGAGGAGACACGGCAACUCCUGUUAUCAAGUGAACACCAAUCAAGUGUCCUUCAAAGAUCGAUGCAACGUCACUAUAAGAAACAGGUUCGAGCAGGCCUUCAUCAGUCGUCUACUUAGAAAGCAGAUCAGCGUGGAACCUCAGCAUUUUUGGAUCGGGCUGCAGGACACUAAGAACACAGGGGAGUACCAGUGGCUGAGCCAGGAUGGGUCCCCGGGUGUGGUUACCUACACCAACUGGGGCUGGUUCGAACCAGACCAGGAUGGAGGCUGUGCAGUGAUUUCUACCGCAAAACCCCUGGGCAAGUGGGAGGUGAAGAACUGUACCAUUUUUAAGGCCGGUACCAUUUGUAGAAUAGACCUCAGUCCACCUCCACCCCCAGAACCAGAGCCCAACCCCAACGCAAACUGUCCUGAUGGAUGGGUGUCCAGACCAAACACCAAAUACUGCUACAAGGCGUUCCACGAGGAGAGGCUGAGCCGGAAGCGCUCCUGGGAGGAAGCUGAGCACUUCUGUCAGGCUCUGGGAGCCAACCUGCCCAGCUUCACCAGCAAUUAUGAGAUGAGGGCCCUGCACAGCAUCCUGAGAGACACCAUCAGUGAUAAUCGCUACUUCUGGGUUGGCCUGAACAGAAGAAACCCAGCCGAUCGCUCCUGGCAGUGGAGCAACGGUCAGCCUGUUUCGAUGGAUAUUUUACACCAAGACUUCCAUGAGGAUGAUGCAUACAGUCGGGACUGCACUGCAUUCAAGACAUCGAAGAGCACCUUGAAACACCUGUUUGUGUUUCUGCUGCACGACUUGCCCCCCACACCGUUCUACGCCACACCGUUCCACUGUGACGCCAGGCUAGAGUGGGUCUGCCAACUACCCCGCGGAAAGACGCCAAAGAUCCCAGACUGGUACAAUCCCGGUGGACACCAUGAGAGCUCUAUCUUCAUAGACGGAGCAGAGUUUUGGUUCGUUAAGGAGCCGGAGCUAACUUUUGAGGAGGCAACGCUCUUUUGCAGUAUGAACGGCAGCAAGCUGGCUGCACCACUCGGCUCGACUGCUGCCAGACAGAUCCACCAGCAGCUAAAGAACAUGUCCAGCUCUCCCAAGCAAGGCUGGUGGGUCGACUUGAGAGAGUCUGGACGGAUAUUCCCCAUGUCGUACACCCAGAUGCACUUUUACCAUUCAGUUUUCCUGGGCAGAUGCACCUCCAUCAGUCCUGAAAACUUCUUUCCAAAGCAUGAGCGCAGUUGCAGUCAGCAAUUGUCCUUCGUGUGUGAGAGACACAACAUCACGUCAGUGGAGAUAAACCCUCUGGAGCCUCAGCCUGGAGGACUGCCCUGUGGAAAUGGCUCUCUGGCCUUCAGAAAUAAGUGCUACACAUUGAUGACGAGCAUGAAGCCUGUGUCCUUCAAGUAUGCCAAUGACGAUUGCCAGUCGGUGAGAGGAACCCUGGUCACUAUAUCCGAUCAGGCGGAGCAAGACUUCAUCACCACCAUUUUGCCGAGCAUGAGAAACAUGGACAGUAUAUGGAUUGGUCUGAAAAUCAAGCGUGGCGACCCGGAAUGGGUGGACCAGUCCCCAGUUAACUACGUCAAUAUUAACCCCCUGGUUCUGGGCAUGCACAGGGAUAUAAAAGUCAACACAUGGGAUCUGGACAGUAUGGAUUUGUGUGUGUUUUUGAUCAAUAACCCCAAUUCUGCCAUGCUGGGUACCUGGGACUAUUCGUCCUGCACACAAUUUAAAAAUUUGGCCUUUUGCCAACACUAUGCAGAUAAGCUAGAGGAGCCCCGCGUCCCCACAAAGAGCUUCAAGGUGAACAACCACACCAUCUUGAUACUCAACAAAAACCUCACCUGGUUCGAGGCCUUAGAGCAGUGCAGGAGCAACGACAUGGACCUGGCAAGCGUGGCCGACACCUUCCUGCAAGCCACCCUCACCGUGCACGUGAGCCGCGCGCGCAAGCCCAUGUGGAUCGGCCUCUUCAGCGAAGACGACGGGAUCCACUACCGCUGGACCGACCACAGUCACACUGUUUUCAGCCGCUGGUCUUCCGACGUCACCAGUGGCUCGUGCGUCUACCUGGACACCGACGGCUUCUGGAAAGCCGAAGAGUGUGAGGAGGAGCUGGGAGGCGCUAUCUGCCACAAACCACAUGUAGAGAUCAUCGCCACACCAGAGGAUGUUGCAGUCAAGUGCCCCCAUAAGAUUAAUGGUCCAAACUGGAUCCCCUUCAACAACAACUGCUACUCCUUCAAGCUGGUCUCCACCAGAUGGGACCAGUUUGACCAAGGACAGAUUCAGGAUACCUGCAAGAAGCUAGAUUUAAAUGCAGACAUCCUGACCAUUCGAAAUUCAGAGGAGAACGAGUUUAUUAAGCAGCAACUCAUACCGUUUCAAAACCUGGUCCAAUUUGUAUGGCUGGGGCUGUUCAACGAUGACAACGAUAACCUGAUGAAGUGGUAUGACGGCACAAAUGUCCAAUAUUCCAACUGGGCAAAUGGCAGACCAGAUGGAGACGGACCAUUCAUGGCUGGUCUCACCGUUGACGGCAACUGGAUCCUCAUCUCGAACCCAAACCAAUUUGCAGAGUUCAAGCAAAUGAGCAUUGUGACCUGCAAACUGGACAACGAACUAAAGCAGGAGUACAACCUGUCGUCCAAGGAUUUCCAACAUUACGGCAACUUAAGCUACGAGAUUGUGACCAAAAAACUGAGUUGGCACCAGGCUCUGGAAGAGUGCGAUCGGAGGGGAGGCCACCUGGCAAGCGUCCACGACAUCCAGCACAGUGCACACGUGAAGCUCAUUGCCAAGACGGACGGCUUCCCGCUCUGGAUUGGCCUAUCGAACCAGGAUGCUAGUGACUCAGACUUCGAGUGGUCCGAUGGAACGAGAUUUGACUACAAAGCCACCAUCUCUGACUCACCGGAGGGCUCCGGCUCGGACAAACUAGACGCCAGCUGUGUCCAGGUUACCCCUGCUGGAGCCUUGGUGAAGACCGGCUGCAAUAAGUUGUUGGACGGAGCCAUCUGCUAUACCACCACCAUCACCACCGCCUCCCAGAGAGCCAGAAUGCAGGUGACCCCAGCGGCCAAUCGCUGCCCUCGGAGCAACGGCGUGUCCAAGUGGGUGCAGCACCAGGAGCACUGCUACGCCUUCGACAUGAGCUUCUACAACUUCAGCGCGUACAGCAUGAAGCAGGCCGGGAGCAUCUGUCAGAGCAUGGAUGCUCAACUACUGACCUUAAAAACCAAAGAAGAGAACGACUUUGUGUCAAAGUACCUGUUCGAUGACCCGCUCAUCACCAGUCGAGUAUGGCUCGGCGUGGAGGUCGAUGCUGAAGGUAAGCCUGUAUCCUGGCAGGAUGGCUCGGCCCUGGCCUACUCUAACUGGAAGUCUGAGGCCCUGGUUACUGGGAAGAAGUCUGACGCCCACUGUGCCGUCAUGAUGGCAGGAGAUGAGGGAAGCUGGAAAUUUGUCAGCUGCAAGGCAAGCCACAGCCGUGUUGUCUGCCAAACUGGAGCAAAGUCUGGAGGCUCUCCUGUGGCGUUGGGUCUCUUCAUCGUGGUCGUCCUCGCUCUCGUGGUAGCCGUCGGCUUCAUCGUCUAUAAGAAGAGAGGAAGCCGCUUCUCCUCCACCGUACGCUACAAGAGGACCUUUGACGACGCAGACGCCGCCAGUAUUAUAACGGACGCUAACUGAGCUCGCUUAAGUAAUCAGCCUCAGGGAGUAUUGAUGUGCCUUGCGUGCAUUUUAGUGCUUUUGAGCAAGAGCAGCCUUCCCCUUUUCUUAAAUUAUUUAUUUAUGCCGCUUAAGCCUGCAGACUUUCUACGAUUAUGUUUAAAACUGUAAAUAUUGUGAGAGAAUUUAGAAAUUCUGCCAAUUCAGUUUCUUAAUUUGGGUUAUUUUAGAUCGAGUCCUUUGUUAUACCUAAUGUAAAUACUUGGUCUGAUGCUCUGGUAAAUGUUGAUCAUUGACAUUAGUGGGAUGACUUUUUUUUUUUUUUUUUUAAAUUGUAAAAAUAAUUUAAAUUGAUUUACAGAAAUAUUCAAGGCGACACAACACUCCCUUUCAGCCUUAAAACGGGUUCAAUUGCACUGAUGUAUGAGUGACUCCAAACUAUCAGAAACAUAACGUGCAUUUAUCAGCUUAUACGGUCUGUGGCAUUAUUUUAUUUUUCAACUUAAGAAGAUUUGAUUUCCAUGUGGUAACAAUGAAUCAAUACAUUAAGACCAGUCCAGCUGAAUACACAGUAAGAUCUGUUUUCAUUUGACUUGAGUGUUGUAUGUGCCUCACGAUGAACAGCUUUACAGCUCCACACCUGUCCCCAAGCAAAAGGAAGAAACUAAAGGCUAAACUUCAGCAAAUCACAUUAAAACCAUCUGGAUUGAGAGAUAUUGCACUCGGAUCAAGAAAAUACAUUUUCAUUUUUAGUUGGACUGUUUUAAAUAAGAAGAAAACAUUUGUCAUUGAUGAGAAUCUCACUGGCUGCCUGUUAACAUCAUUACUUCAGGAGAGAUAGGAGGUUUAAGCCACUGGAUGAGGUGAUUUUCAGUGUAUUUGUGGAUCCACUCAACGUAUUAAUACCUACUAAUAUGUUUUCGUUGUCAAUACAUGAAUAAUGCCAGAGAAGAAUCUGAUAUUUUAGUCCUGCUGCUUAGUUUUAAAAGUGUAGGACACUGUCUUAGCCACAUGUUGUUUUGUUUGUAUAAUUUGUCUGUUUAUGUAGAUCUGACUUUCCUAUGCACUUAACUACUGAGCAAGAACGCACUUUAACAUGUCGUGGAGCUACAGUUCCUACUAUAUUUAAGCACAAUGAGGUUGGGAGAGUUUUUAGAGACGUUCAAUUUGCACUGGCCUUUGCUGUGAAUGCUUUGUAAAUAUGUUUUAUAACUGAGAAUGAACCAAAGAUGCUUUGAGUUGUUUGAAUGUCAAAAGCCUGAGCUUUCCUUUCACUUUGUCGAACUGCCUCAGUAGGGCUUGUUAACCCAUUCAUAUCAAUUCUAAACCAAAUGUUUGUGGGUUGUUUUUUUUAUUUCACCAUCACUCCUACGCAGAUCUCUGAGCUCAAAUCAGGUACAGUUUCCUUCCAAAUAAAUUUCCUGUCUUCAAA